Eriocheir sinensis (Chinese mitten crab) is the source of this 5515-nucleotide messenger RNA. RefSeq names its product WD repeat-containing protein 17-like. The transcript has 26 exons. The record is from RefSeq and is a predicted model, not a curated record. Gene Ontology annotation, molecular function: protein binding. The coding region runs from base 269 to 4495 and encodes 1408 amino acids. Lineage: Eukaryota; Metazoa; Arthropoda; Malacostraca; Decapoda; Varunidae.
CCAGGGGGUGGUGGGGGGCGUGGAGGCGGCAGGUGGGGCCUCCGCCAUUCCAGGUCACCGUUUGUUUGUGCCUCGUCGCCCGGGCAACCUCCAGCAGCCUCGCCCUGCCACACACCCCUGCCGCUGCCCAGUGGUCUCGGUGUUGCCAGGAUUCCGUGUGCUCCCCCCAAGGGCCUGGCACCCAUGACUCACUGUAUUCUUCAGCACCAGACAAUUAAAGUAGCACUGACAAAGUGAGCAAAAAAUGAAAAUUUAAAGUCAGUGAGUUAUGCCUCGCUGGAAAAAGAAAUCUUUUGAUGGAAUCCACAAUUAUGUAGAGAAAAUUGAGGAUGUUUUAUUGAGUGAGAGUUCCUGGUCCACCACUGAUUCUGAAUGCUCAGGCUGCAUCCACUUGAGUAGGGAAGAAAGUGUGCAGAGUGAGGGGUUUAGUGGACCAGGACUGGAACUGACAGCCCUCACCCGUUUUCAGACACUGGACAAAAGCUAUGGUUGGAAUGUCCAGAGCAAUGCAAAUUACAUCCAAAGUGCGAGCAGCCACUGUGUGCUGGCAGGUGGAUUGAAGACCUGCGUUGACAACGCUGCUGCUGCCCUUCCCUCCUUGGACAUAAGGGGCGGCAUGUUGCAGCAGCUGUCACUACUUGCUGCUGGUGCCCAACCCUGGCACCACAAUAUUUGCACUGCACAUUCUCGACGCUUUGCAUAUGCUGCAACACUUGCCAUCUAUGUUUAUGAGGUCGAGGCAGGGAGCACUGAGUGGCAGCUGUUUAGUAUCUUAGCUGACCACCGUAAGACCAUCACUUGCUUGGACUGGCAUCCCUGUAGUGAAGACCUCCUCGCCAGUGCUGCCUUGGACCAGCGUGUGUGUGUUUGGAGCGUGAGCAGGCAGAGUGUUCUUUAUGCCAUCAGCAUCUGUCGGGUGCCAACAGUGGUGGCAUGGUGCACUGGACAUAGGGACUUGUUAUCAUUCUCCACUCAAGUUGGACCCCUUCAGCUGUGGGACUAUGCCGAAAACAGUGAACCCUUUCCAUUCAGGGAAGACUAUGGUUACCCCCAUGCAAUUGUCACAUACCGCUGGCACCCCUCUGUACCUGGAAGACUUGUAGUGGGACACAAUGAUGGAAAAAUCACUGUCUACAGAGAAGAUGCCACUGUUUCCCACUGGAAUUCCAGAAUACUUGACUCAGAAACAAGCAACAAUAAUAAUACAUGUUGCACAUUUUCAUUUUCAGACAUUGGAAAGACACGCUAUUCUGCCUUCCCUGAUGGGGGAGAAGACUCAGAUGACCACAACCUUGUUACGCUGGAAUGGGACACCUGCUCGCCAGACUACAUCCUGGUGGCCUAUCGUGGUGGGGCAUUAUGGCUGGUGGACGUCAACACAAUGCGAGUCAUUACCAAGUACAUCCUACCACUCUCUGCCAGCGUCAGCACUCUUGCCUGGCUGCCUGAUGCACCAGGAAUGUUUGUAACAGGAGAUGCCGAAAAGGGUAUUGUUCGGGUAUGGACUGUCAACAAGCAGACACCUGUGGAGACAAUUGUGCUUAAGGAUACAGGAUUCCAUGUCCUCUGUGCAACAAGAGUGGAAGGUGCCUCUGAAACACAGAAAUUUCAUCAAGACUUGCCUAAUGAACACUCCACUGAAAGGAAAGGAUUAAUGGUCCCAAAUGUGGCCAUUAUUACUCUCUUCAAGGAUGGAGGUGUUGGACUUUACCAUAUUAGAAGGAAGCAGUGGAUAUUUAACAGAGAACAUGGUCACACAGAGACAAUAUUUGACUGCAGUUUUAAGCCUGAGGACAGUGACUUGUUGGCAACUGGCUCAUUUGAUGGUUCAAUCAAAAUAUGGAAAAUUGACACAUUGGAGGCAGUUGACACGCUACCCAACUGCAGCACCAUUAUUUAUUCUUUGUCUUGGGCACCUGCCGACUUGAACUGCAUUGUGGCUGGCACCUCGGGGGGUAAUGUAUUUAUCUGGGACGUGGGAAAACAUAAAAUACUGCAAGAUAUUAUUUCUCACAAAGACAAGAAAGUUUUUUGUGUUGCGUGGAAUCAAAACGAUGCAAGACGCAUUGCAUCAGCAGGUGAGUCUGGCUUCUGCUACGUGCACCAAGUGAGCGGCACACUGCUGCAGGACUAUCGCCACCCUGGGCCCGUGUAUGGCUGUGACUGGCGGGAUGCAGACAUCCUUGCCACUGGCUGUGAGGAUGGCAGGAUACGAAUAUUUUGUGUCUCAAAAAAUAGAAAGGAACCAGUAACAGAGCUGAAAGCUCAUGUAAAAAAGGUGUUUCGUGUAAAGUGGAACCCUGUUUAUGAAGACAUUCUCUGCAGUGGCAGUGAUGACUCUUCUGUCAGAAUAUGGUCUUACUCCAAGGCUCAGUGUCUCAACAUUCUGGUGGGCCAUUCAGACAAUGUACGGGGCCUUGUUUGGUGCCCAGAAGUGCCUUUCCUCCUUAUCUCUGGCUCCUGGGACCGCACCAUGAGGGUGUGGGAUGCCCGCCAUGCUGCCUGCCUUGAUGUUGUCCUGGACCAUGGAGCAGAUGUUUAUGGUUUGAGUAUCCAUCCUGUGCGGCCAUUCCUCCUUGCUUCCUGUUCUCGAGAUUCAACGAUGAGGCUUUGGUCUUUGGCAUCUUUUGUAGCACCUUUAUACUUGAAGGUCCUGGCAGGGAAACCUGAUGAAGAAAUUAUCAAAUUAACGGAAAGAAAAACCUUUUCCUCUGGGCUACACCUGUGUGGUCUCCGAGCCCACCACCUGCAGGCCGCCCUCCAGAAGACAGAUGUUACUCACCAGCCCAACAAGAAACAUAAGCUUUUUGCUGACCUGUUCUGUGGGGAUGUGCGGGUAAGAAACCUGUGGGACCUUGUGUAUGUGCUGCAAGGGCACGCAGAUAUCUCCCUCCUCUCCCCUAAUUACACUCAGUCCAUCAUGCAUCACUCCCACAUCAUCAAGUGUUCCUUGGCUCUGGCAACAGAACAAGAAAUAGAUGUCAACCGAGGGCAGGGUGUAGCUGGACGGAAACACUCUAGUGCUGAGAGUCAGGAGGCUCUAGCAGAGUCUUACCUGAGGUGUGGAGCUGUACAGCAGUACUGUGAGCUGAUGAUACGUCUUCACCAGUGGGACCAUGCCCUCGCCCUGGCACCUGCUGUCUCUGUUGACUACUGGCGUAAGCUGAUGGCCAGGCAUGCAGAGCAGCUUUUGAGUGAUGAUAACGAAGCGUGUGUCCCGUACCUCUUGGCCACUCGUGAUGCAGAUAAACUCAUCAAUUUUCACAUUGGCCGAGGACACCUUGACAAAGCAUUCUCAGAGUGUGUAGCGCUGAGCAAGAUCAGUCAUCACAGUCGCAAGGGUCCUCCCCCCGAGGUACCCCCCAGAGCACUGGCAGCAGAGGUUAAUGGUGUCAACCCUGUGCAGGGCAGGACUGUAGAAUGUGCUCGGCUGGUAGCUCAGUGGCAUUUGCUUCACGGAGCUCCAAUUAUUGCCUCCUGUGCCCUCCUGGCUGUUGAUGAUGUCAAGGGUGCCCUCUCAGUACUUCUUCAAGGACAUGAAUUGGAGCUAGUGGUUGCAGUUGGCCAUCUCCUAGGGGACGAGGGUGUAGGAUAUGAUUCCACUAAAGGAGACACCACAAAUGCAUCAGAAAUCAGUUGUAUUGUAGAUACUGCAGUGCGCUACCUCACGUACCGCACCAUUCGCCUUUCUUUGUGGGAAUUGGCAAUGGAGCUUGCCUUAAUAUUACCAGAAGGAAUGAAUCAGACUGUCCUCAAGGCUGAAGUCAUCCUUUCCCACAUGGGUACACAAGAGGAGCAUGAUAGGCUCUAUGAACUUGCCAAAUUUCCACCCCCAGCAGAGUGUUUUGACAAGGCUGUUGGUUCUGUGCUUGAUCAAGUUCUUUACCUGCUGCUUUCAACUCAACCACACAAAGGGCUUUCCAAGGGCAUUGAAUUUUUACAAGAGCAAAUUAUUGGAGGAAACCUUGACCGGAGCAGCGUGUGGUAUGUGCUGCGAUUGCUCCAGGCAGUUCCCUUGGUGCAGAGCAGUGGCAAGUGGGUCAUCCAAGGGGAUGAGCGAGGAGCUCUUCUUUCCCUCUCUGCCUACCUUGGGGCUGUGAAGGCAGCAGUGUUAAACUACAGCACCAUUGUGCCCUACCUACUCAGUCAUGCAAGCUACAUCAUAGAGAAGCAUCGACCUGCUGGCUGUGAAUUUCUUACUGAACAUAUAACUACAACAAGAACCAAGUGGGAAAAAGAGGAUUGUAGCUGGGACAUUGACACCAGUGAGGAGGUGGGACUGUGGUGUGACAUUGGCAUUACAAGAGUUAGUGGCUCCCAUCUUCCUCGACACUCAGACUCUCAGACAUGCUGCAUCACCAACCAGAUCAUAAAGGGUCCAAGUUACUUCUUAGAGAAUGGGGAGUCAGUAAUGGGUCAGAAUGAUGCCCUCAUGUGGGCCAAGGUUCAUCCCUACUCACCGUUGGGUUCUGGGUUUCGACUAAACCCUUUUUGAACAUAGUUCUGUCUUCAUGCAUAAGUAUGCAUCCAUUAAACAACAAGGGAAGAUAAGUGGGAGUGAUGUCUGUUUUGUCACUUAGGUCAUAGUCAGUAAUUAGGUUAGUCUAUAAAGUUUUAUGCUUUCAAGUUCAAAAUUCUUGUUAAAUGUAUCCAUUAACAUCAAGAAAAGAUAACUGGAGGGAGCGACAUACCCAGUCAUGCCAAUUAGGUUAUAUUGGAGAAUUAAUGAAGUUACCUUGUAAGAUGGUUUUGUUAAAGUUUGAGGUGUUCAUAUACUUUUAAGAUUUAAUUCUUGUUACGAUGUGUAAAGCCUCUAUAAUUACAUUCAGAAUAACUGUUGGUUUACUCUCUCAUUGCAAAAUUAAAUUAUUUAAUUAUUAAACUUAAACCAAAAAGUGGAGGUUGACUUAAAUAUAUAAUAGCCUCCACUAGUAUCAUGGUAGAUCUAGAAGAGUAAUAUAUUUACACAGUAUGAAGUAUAUGCAUCUUCCUAACAUGUUUUCUGAAUAUCAAAAAUGCAUUCUUGUUCCCCAUAUAUGUAUGCAUAUAUAUGCAUGUAUGUAGAUAUGACUGCAAUUUUCCAUCGUAUAAGGCAAAUAGCAAAUAAGUUGACCCACAAAAUAUCCUUUCAAACUGUGAGCUUAAAGGUUCAGAAGCUUGCAACCUUAGUAACAUUGCUAUUUGCACACUUGUUUUCCUAAUCAUGUGCUUUCCACAUGGCUCCCGGACAUAGUUUAGCACACCAAAGCCAAAUAUUAAUAGAAAAGAUGGCAAAGUGCCCAAGAGGAGCAGAAAAUUAUUGACACUGAUAAAAAAAUGUAUAUAUUUGACUCACUUAGAAGUUGUAAGAGUAUUCACAGGUUUGGCCAUUGACAGGGAUGUCAAGAACAUAACCCCCAUGAAAAAUAAGAGCUCUGUACAGGUGUUUGGAACCUUUCUUGGUGAAACAAUACAAUCUGUUCUUGUGUGUGCUGAGGAUAUUGAAAUCUUGAAAAAUCUCGUACCUUGGUCGUGU